AUGGGCAAUACUCCCUCCAAUCCCGCAUCCCAAUCGUACUCCCAUCACUCCCCGGUCCGUCGAGGCAGUCCUGCUCGACCCUCCUCUUCUGCAUCGCAGCGAGUCCAUCGCUCUCUACGAACCAAGAAGAAGUCUCUCGAGCUGCCCGACCUGGCGUUUCUUGCUCUCACUCCCGCCUCCUCCUCUCCCUCCUCGGUCUCGCCACAUGGGGCGUACCGCAGGCCACGCGCGUCUUCACCCAUUCCUAUCCCUACUGCCGCUCACCCACCGCAACCGACAUUCCGUCCACAGAACAAUCUUCCUUCAGCAGCUCACGUUCCAUUGGCCAAUAACAAUCAGGAAUCUUCUGGCGUUGGGCGUGGUGCACGACCCAAGUCCUCAUAUUUGACAAGCGCAUACCCAUCGACACGUUCAUUCAUGGCCAAGGUACAGGAGCAGUCCCCUCCUCGGUCUGAUCCUACGAAGCAUGUGUUUGUGCCCGAAGUUGUGCACAGCACGCUUCCCCUUGUCCUGGUCAAGCCCGAGGAGGAUAUCGGUCACCCUGAGCCUGUCUCGGUGAAGAUUGUUUGGCGCGGAAGCGGCAAGUCAGUGGUUCUCGCACGUGCUGGAGACGAUAACUGGCAGGGGAGGCAGUCGAUGGACUAUGAGUCUGCCACCGACACAUGGUUGACGUUCGUCUCGUUGCUCCCGGGUACCCAUCACUUGAAGUUCAUUGUCGAUGAUCAAUGGAAGAUCUCGGAUGAAUACCCUACUGCGGUGGAUGAUAGGGACGGGUCGCUGGCCAACUACGUUGCGGUCCCAUUCCCGUCAUCCGCCUCAUCUCCACAGACUGUGACUGCCCCGACAUCGGGCUCCGUUUCUCCGUUGGCGAGUCCUCAUCACGGACACCCGCAUGCUGCCAACAGCUUUUGGAGUGAUUCAAGCAGUGCGGUCGGCGCGAAUGGUGUUGUGAGUGGUGCAGAUGGGCGCAGUAGGGCGCACUUGGAGUGGACGACAGAGAUACCCCCGGAGCUGACAGCGGCGGCACAGGAGGAGGAGCAAUAUCUUGCUCUCACGGAUAACCAUGAAAUGUCCUCGAAUUCCUCUGCCUCUGGGUUUAUACCCGCUCCCAAUAUCCCACCGGCUCCUCAGCUGCCCCGCCAUCUGGACAAGCUGAUCCUCAAUGUGCGUCCGUCGAACGUCAGUGGCUCGCCUGUACCUGCGGAGAGAGAGCGGUCGCGGAAAUCGAGCAAGGACAAGAUUAGGCGAGACCGAGAUAGAGACAGCCGUUCGCGUCCGUCGAACCUCAGCGUGACGUCCAGCACGGCCGUCGAUCCCUCGUCUGAGACAGACCAUGUUGUGUUAUCGCCGCUUGGACUGCCUGUCGUUACAGCGUCUGGGACAGAUGUCACCGCAGGAUUGGCCCCGCUCGCAACCACUAUACCCGACGGCGGGCCGAAGCUCAAUGGUGCCGUUGCAAAGCUGGACUUUACGGGGCUGGCGGACGAUACAAGCGUCUUGCCCGUGCCUUCGCAUGUCGUGCUGCAUCAUUUGAGCACGAGCGCGAUCAAGAAUGGAGUACUGGCGGUGGCGAACACCACGAGGUACCGUAAGAAGUAUAUUACGACGAUCUACUAUAAGCCAACAUGA
Laetiporus sulphureus 93-53 is the source of this 1629-nucleotide messenger RNA. Its product is annotated as carbohydrate-binding module family 48 protein. Gene Ontology annotation, cellular component: nucleotide-activated protein kinase complex; cytoplasm; nucleus. NCBI's taxonomy places the organism in Eukaryota, Fungi, Basidiomycota, Agaricomycetes, Polyporales, Laetiporaceae. The transcript is spliced from 3 exons. Gene Ontology annotation, molecular function: protein kinase binding. The coding region runs from base 1 to 1629 and encodes 542 amino acids. The record is from RefSeq and is a predicted model, not a curated record. Gene Ontology annotation, biological process: signal transduction.